ACCAAAUCCUCGGCAGGUUUAGCGGGAUAUCAGAGUAUACAAGAUAUGACGAUGAAUACGGUCGAGAUUAACGAGGUCUUGAAGAAAGCCCUGUCUAUUAUACAUGGCGGUCUGCAGCUUCAAUUCGGGAGGACCUUGGCAAUGGUCAAAGUCAUCCCUCCAGGAAUUUUCAGGGAAGGUGAAGAUAUACCAAGGACGAUCGAAGCGGUAGAACGGCAAGCUGCGCUGUUCUUCGUAAAACUACUCAAAAAACUACUCGAUCUUGUCAAGGAGACCAGACGCGUUCUGGAAGAUCUAAACUGCGAUUUAAUUUAUAAAGAACUCAGCAGAAUUAGGGUGGCCAAUGAUCGGGCGAACAGUGUCCCGGCGGAUCGUGAUCGGUAUAAUUCUGAGAUCUCUGAUAGAAACACUGUAAUACAUGCGGUAGCUAAGAUGCUUCGUGAUAAGUACAUCGGCUUGCUUAAGGACUGGACCACUCUAGAUAAGUAUAUCACCACCAUCAAGGAAGAAACGUCAGAGCACACCGCGACCGCAUGA
Molecule: messenger RNA, 537 nt
Organism: Pseudovirgaria hyperparasitica
Lineage: Eukaryota; Fungi; Ascomycota; Dothideomycetes; Acrospermales; Acrospermaceae
Exons: 3
Coding region: 46-537 (163 amino acids)
Source: RefSeq, a predicted model, not a curated record